Messenger RNA from Penicillium chermesinum, 426 nucleotides. RefSeq lists its product as uncharacterized. Lineage: Eukaryota; Fungi; Ascomycota; Eurotiomycetes; Eurotiales; Aspergillaceae. The record is from RefSeq and is a predicted model, not a curated record. Gene Ontology annotation, cellular component: Gtr1-Gtr2 GTPase complex; nucleus; fungal-type vacuole membrane. Bases 1 to 426 code for a protein of 141 amino acids. Gene Ontology annotation, biological process: cellular response to starvation; positive regulation of TOR signaling; regulation of autophagy. Gene Ontology annotation, molecular function: GTP binding; GTPase activity. The transcript has a single exon.
AUGUCCUUUGCGUCUCUCCACGAAUCGUUUUCUGCAGACCCUGAUAGUCGGAGACGUCUAUCACGCCCCUGUUCUCCACCUCCCUAUUCUGCCCAUAAGUCAAGUGCUCAGCUAAGCCUUGAAUUUCUUUUACAGGGAACGAACUAUGCUGCCGGAUCGGCACAGGCCAGGUCAGCACUAGUACCCAACACCCAAGCCCGGGAUGCGAAGCCACGUCUGCUUUUGAUGGGCCUCCGGCGGUAUGUACCACUUCUACAAACGGUUGCCAACGAUCCAAAUGUUCAUUGGGACAAUAGGAGCGGCAAAUCUUCAAUUGCGAGUGUAGUAUUCCACAAGAUGCCCGCAAAUGAGACCCUUUUCUUGGAAUCUACCACCCGCAUCCAAAAAGACUCGAUCCAGUCGGUUCCGCCCAAACUCUCUCAAUAG